AUGUCAUUACUUUGUGUGACAAGUAAGUGGUGUGCGCACUCUUGUUUUCGGGUUACUGUAAUUGUGUAGGGACACAGUUUUUAUGGGUUACGGUGGUCUUACACGUUUUUGUUUCGAUAUACAUUUGUACUAUUUAGUAUAGGUACUACAAAUACUUUGUAUUUAAAGGCAUGUACUAUUCAGUUUGAUACUAAAUAGUACUAAAUAUACGUAAUAUUUAGUUUAGUACUAAAUUUUACUGAGUAUGCGUACUAUUUAGAAUAGUACUAAAUAAUACUGGAAACACGUAUUUGAUAGCAUGAUACUAAGUAGUACUCUGUAUGUAUGUCUUAAAACUAUUAUUAAAACUAAAAAUAAAAUACAGCAUCUUAUGUUGUCUUUAACCAGAGCUUUUCAAAAACUACAGUGAAAACUUAGAAAUUACAGUAACCUCGUUUAUUCUAUCGCUUUUUGACUACUGUUUAACUUUUGUUUGGUUUUUUAAGUAUUUCCUGCCUGAGUUGUGUCGUGUGUUAUAAAUAAUGCUCCGGCAGGGCAGUUUGGAUGUCUACACCAUUAUCGUUUCAGUCAAACGGGCGACGCUUCAAGGUGCGACAGGUAGGUGUUUUUGAAGUUUUAACAAAAAUUGGUAGGGAGAGGGGGAAGAGGGGUGGGAGGGGGACCCAACUUUUGUCCACCCUAGCGUAGAGCCAUAGCCUAGAACACUAACACUGAGCCAUAUACCAGAGCCCUAGUCUAGGGCCCUAACUCAGAAGUCUCUGGCCCUUAAACCUAACACAACUUAACGAUAAAGUUAUUAUAUGUUUAUUUUCAGAAGAAUUUCACUCAUAUGUCACGGUAAAAUUGCAAAAUGUCAAAUCGACCACGGUAGCAGUUAGAGGCGCGAAACCAUCAUGGGAGCAGGAAUUCAUAUUGUAAGUCAUUUUACUUUAUAUUAUAUGUUUAGAUAGCACCCUAAAGAUAUUUUACCUACAUAUUUUAAAUAGCCAAAAACAACACGCGUAUUUUACAAAAAAAUUUAAAUAUUCUAGCGAAACGAACCGGCUAGACCAAGGUCUAAUGGUAGAGCUCUGGAAUAAGGGAGUGUUAUGGGACAAACUGAUUGGUGUUCACUAUCUACCUCUAUAUCAAGUGCAAUAUCGUGCAGGGCCUGGGGCUGGAGCAUGGUUAAAAAUUGAUCAAGAGCUGGAGACCAGAAACGGUCAGACAGUUGGCACUUGCAAACCGACCGGUCAUUCGGUCAUGGUGGACGUGAGGUUUGAACUACCGUUUGGUAAGCGUUUUGGUAGUUGUGAAAGGGGAGCGGGGAGAUUUCUAUCUUAAUUGAGAGAGAAGGGUAGCGUACGAUAGGGUAUAGUAGGGUGAGGUAAAAAAGAGAAAGUUAACAAACUUGUAGAUUACAUAUUACACUACUAAUUUACUGCACUUUGCCCUUUACUUUACAUUGUAAAUUGCUGUAGUUACACUUUAUCUCGCACUAACACGCAAGAAAACAAAUUAUCUCAAUAAUUAAACUUUAAAAGCCCUAAAUGUAAAGCGUUUUGUUUACACUGACAGUGGAUUACAAUACUUUACUUACAUAUUGUAAAAGUAAGGAACAAAUUGUGGUAGGGGUACUGACUUAAGCCAACAGCUAUGUUAAGACAACAUUAUUUAGUGUGAAAAGUCAAAAGGUACUAUUCACUACUACUUAAGGUAAGACAAGGUAACAGGGCGGGGAAUUAGGAUAAGGUUGCUUAAGCUAUAAUUUGGGUAGGGUAAAGUAGAGCACGCUGUUAGGUAGGAGAUUGUAAAGUAAAGGGUAAUGCAAUUGUCAGGCUAGGGUAUAGUUUCUAUGGCUAUGGCGAUGGCUAAAUCCUAAGCCAAAUCCAAAGUCAAAGAUUAGGCUAAGCCUAAGGUAGUUAGCUCUAUCUACUAAAAAAACUUUAAAAAAAUAAUUUUCACCAUAUAGUAGUGCAAGCUCCAUACCCACUACCCUCUAGCAUAUGUCGAUACUCACUCGUCAGCAUCGAAUGUGUACUUAUUUUCCCAAAAGUUGUUUUUGUGCUCAUUAGAGGCGAGUUUCGGCUUCUCACUUUUCAGGGCCAAUAUUUUUCGUCUCUUAAUUCGAUGCUCUCAUAGUUGUAAGCAAGUAGUUGGUAAUUUCAGAAAAAGAUAUUUGUAUUAAGCUGUUUGCUAUGUGAGUACGUAAUGCAAUUUUAAAACGGUAUGGUAGGGAUUGCUAGAGAAGGAAACUGUAGAGUAGGCUAGGGUAAGGCAGAAUAGAGAGUAGUAUGAUAGAAUAUGGUCAAUAAUAGUACCCCUCCCUUUUCGUGUUGUAAGGGUUUGAAGGUUAGGUACCUACUAUAACAUAUCUAAAUCUUAUUUUUAAAUUUCGAAAAUAGUUCAGCUGACGUGCGCAAAUUAAUCCAAUUUCUAUCGGUAACAUGGUCAAUUUAGAUAGGACAUGUUGACGUGCUUCGAACAAAAAAAAAAGAUUCAACGCGAGAUAAUAUGAUAUAUAAAACGGUAAACAAAUAGGAAAAUCUGCAUGACUAGAAUGACUUUCGUUUCUAAAUUUCGGAAAAAUGGUUUAGUUUAUGUACCGUCAGUUUUCAAAUGACAAAGUAGGGUAAGAUAGAGUUUGGUAAGGUCAUAGUUAAGGAAAAAGCUAAAGUUAAUGUUGAAGCUAAAACCAAGCCCAAUGCCAAGGCUAAGGCAAAAGCUAAGGCUAAGGCUAAAGCUAAGGCUAAGGCUAAGGCUAAGGCUAGGUCUAAGCCCAAGGAUAAAACUAAAGCCAAUUUCAAGGCUCUGUCGAGGCCUAUGGCUAGGGCAUAAACUAGGGCUAAAGCUAUUAUAUCUUUCAACCUUCUCCAUGGCAUGUCCGGGGAGCGAAACCACUUUGAAAUUCAAAAACGAAUUUUUUAUACAUACUUUUUACAAGCCCUUACCGGUAGAACGUAAAGGUACAGUCAGUGUUUUGCCGGACCGGUCCGCGGGCGGGUCCGGUCCGGUCCGGACCGGACAAACCGAAACAAAAAUUUUUGCGGACCGGACCCAAAAACCUGCGGACCCGGACCGAAGAAAAAUUUUUUUUUAUUUUAAUAGAACUGAUUUAAAAAUUGCAAUUAGAAUGUAUUUUUAAGAGUUUUUAAGCAAAAAGAAAGCAGUUUUAGCGCUCCUUGCUUUUUUUAAAAAUAAAAAAAAAAAUUUUUUGCGGACAGGACCCAAAAGUUUUGGGUUUGGACCGGACCGGACCGGACCCAAAAAUUUGAAGUUUGGACCGGACCGGUGAAAAACGCUCCGGACCGGUCCGGGCAAAACACUGGGUACAGUAUCGUGAAGGCUCUAGGACUGGAGUUUUGUAUUUCAGAACUUACAUAACGUAUAUCUUGAUGUCUAGAAACGUUUUCGUAUGUCAAUAAACAGUAGCAAAUAAAUAGCACAUCAAAUAAAACGUACUUUAUCGUCAAACAGUAGCAUGUUGUUCCGCCGAGGCUAUUAGUACAUUGCUUCUAUUUUUGUGAAUCAGGCCCGUUGCCACCUCUUUCCUCAUCCUCCUCCCCCCCCCCAUGACAAUUAGGGGGGCCGCGUCUUUCAAAAAUUAAACAGAAAACACACCUGAAUAGGCAUCUGGAGGGGGCUUUCCGGUCCGGUAAUUCAGUUCGAAGACGAAAGUGGAGGUUCGUGUGGCACGGGAUUUCCUUCUCAACUUUGUGUGUUUAAUGCCCUCUGGGGGUUUUUGCCGCGCCGGCCGCUUAUAUUUUGUUGUUGUUAUUAUUUGGGGGGGGCUUCAUGCCGUGCGGAUUUUUAGAAUAUUCUCCUUUUGGAGCUGAAUGAGUGAUAAGCGUGACGUAUUGGUCUUGUUUUGCGGCCGCUCAAAUUAGCGACUAAUUUGGUGGUAAAGAGGGGAGUUUACAGAGUAACAAAUGUUUGUAAUUUAGGUAAUAAAGAGAUAACGCAAAGAAGAGUGGAUGUAGGGUUGAAGGGCAAGGGAGAAAGUGGAGGGUAGGGGUGAAAACCAGUGUGGAGAAGGAAAAAGGGGAGGUUGGAUAUGGCUUGAUAGACUAACGUUUUUUGAAUGUUUACUUAGUGUCACAUACUAGUACUAUUAAGGUACUAUUUACUACUUGGUCAGUUAAGAUAGGGCAUGACAAUGUAUAGACUGGGCAGGAUAAGGUAAAGCACGCCAAACAAUGGUCGUAUAUGUAAUAUAGAAGUAGGGUAGGGUAGGGUAGUGUGAGAUAGGGCAAGGUAGUGUGAGAUAGGGUAGAGUUAAAAUUAAGCGCAAAGAAUUAAUAGUGUAACAUUUGCAAACAUGUAGUGUAUUAAAAUUGGCAACGUUAAAGCUUCCUAGAUUUUGGGGCUGAUAAUUGGGUAACGAUUCAUGUAAAAUACGCUUUGUAAAUAUUUUUUAAAUUUAAUUUUUUUUCAAAUUUAAAUUUUAAGUUUUGAAAUAUACAGGCAUCAAAAAUAGUUUUUAAGCUCAUUUUUCCCAUUUCUCACUAGCUUAAUAUAUCCAACUCAAGUUGAAUUUUCAAGUCUUUUGUUACCUAAAAGCACAACAAUACUAUUUUCCGAACAGUCCAAGCCUAAUUGAGGUGUGUACAAUAUUGUACAUAACAGACAGAGAUAAACAAUAAUAAUCGGACGUGUCCCGGGGCGAUGACUUGAAAAGAAUGUCCUUAGUGCAGAGCUGCAUACUCGAGCAGUUUUAUACAUACGCGAUGAGCACCAUAUUAUUUAUGAAAAACGACCGGCAGACGAGAGGAACGGUCGCUAAUGAGGGCACAACGGGCUCACCGUGAAUUCACUGUGAUCUUUUUUGAGGAAAAACAUUUUCUGCUUUUUUGUAUUUUUUGGGUAUCAUAGUAGUGGUUUAGUGAUUACAUUGGGGUAAGGGGUCUAGGGUAGGGUGGUGGGGAAGGUAGAGUCGGACAAGACAGAGUAGGAUAGCGGGAAGAGACUCACCCCCUUAGAAAUGAAGAAAAAAAAAUAAUUCCACCGCCCUUUGCUUGUAAAAAACAAACUUUUCACUACACCCUCCUCCUCUCAACAAUCCCAACUAAAAAUUUCUAUUCUUGCCCUCUCCUUCCAUCAUUUAGCAUUAUUAGAUAUAAUUUAGGCUUACAUUAAUUUUUUUUAGUUUAAUUAAAAAAUUGGUAUAAAUAAUGGGUUUAAAACGUUUUAUUUAACUACACGUGAACACAGAGUAAGAGUAUAGUUUAAAUUUAAUAAAAACAAUAAUUGAAGUCUAACUCUAGCAUGGGUGGUCUUUAACAAAGCUUCAAACAAAAAAAUGUAUAACUUAAAUUUAUAAUAUUAUGAUUAGAUAUAGUGCUUGCGUUUUUCAACUUUUAAGGGCUUGCUGAGUAUUUUGGAACAUAACAUCUAAAACAACAUGUUAUACAGAGGUUUCAAUCAAAAUAAUAUUUUUUUAUAUCAAUUUUACAGUAUUAGGUUCUUCAAAUAAUCCUGGGCCCCUAACUCCGAAAAUUUGUUUUGGGAGGGAGCACAGAAUUAUUUGGACAACCUAAAGAAUAUAGAAGGUAACUGUAGAUGUAGCUAUUCAUAUUGGUAUAUACUGUUAACGCAUUUUUAAAAACAGUCGUUUUUUGAGUUUAAAAUAUUUUUUGUUGAUUUUAAAAUAUUGUUUUUUACUUUUAAAAUAUUUUUUUCAUUUUUCGACUUCCCUGUUACCUAAAAUAUUACUCGUCCUACGCUUUUUGGGUAAAACAAUAAUAUUUAUUUUUAGACCAAUGUUGUGUUUGUUUAAUUACUUUUUUUGGUUUGUGACAUUAAUAUUAACAGCUGGAAGCAAAAUUAUUUCUGUUUUUGCAAAUUAUAUCCUAGUUUUUUAGGUAACAAAAAAGACAUUUUAAGAGUGCUUGUGCUUUAAAAGUCAAAUAAAGUAGUAACAAUAGGGUAAAAUGCUAUUAAUAUGGGUUUCCAAAAGUCUUGUCGUAAAUUAGUGAAUAUUUGCGUGGUUAGAAACGGCAAAACUUUUUUAACACUAUUUUUUUUAAUUUUUGAAAAUUUAUUAUAAAUCAACAUCGUAAAAUUUAAUCAACGUAUUUUACUAUAUUAUAAAGGCAAUAUAUAAUACUUUCGUUAGCCUACAAACAAAAAACCACCAGACGUAUUUACUGCCAUGAUCACCAUCUGAAUCAUUAUUACCUAAUUAUCUGGCAAAGAAUAGAAGAUGCCGUUAUGUUGCCAAUUUUAAUAUACUAUAUGUUAGCAAAUGUUACAUUAUGAUGUCUUUGCACUCAAGCUAAUUUUAUUGCCUUUGCUCUACCCUACUUUAUUUUCUUCUACCUUACCCUAUCCUACGCUACCAUCCCCCCUACCCCCAUUACCUUUUACAUUUGCACCGUCCUUAUAUAUACUAUAAUACAUGCCCAAACCAAAUACACUUCUAAACCCUCCCCCCCCUAUGUGUUGUUAAUGUUUGUCUAAUUAGCAAAUGUCCAAAACACUAUCUCAACCCCCCUCCCCAUACACUUAAUCUGACACUCGAGCACGUUCGUAUCGUAUGUUAGGGGGAAAUCGAAUUACAUCGUCCUUUUUAUAAAUGUAAAAGUGUUUUGUGGAUUGAUGGAUGGCCGAUGGUUAUAAAUUAUAUUUUCAGAGGCCCAAUCGGCCGAUGCGGACGAAGUUCAACGCCGGCUUCAGGAGCUCAACCGGUUUGUCGAAAACGUGAGUUAUAGUGAUUUAUCUUAUCAUACAGUGGGUUAUAGUCAUAUAUUUUACAAUACUGUAAGUUAUAGUAAUGUAUUGUGCCAAACAGUAAUUUAUAAUAAUAUAUGUUCUCAUACAGUACAGUAUAGUAAAAUAUUUUACCAUACAGUAAGUUAUAUUCAUAUUUUUUACCAUACAGUACUUUAGAGUUAUAUAUUUUACUGUAAAGUAAGUUAUAAUCAUAUAUUUUACGACACGGUAGUUCGUAAUGGUUUAGGUGACUAAAACACAUCUUUAUAGUAAGAUAUGGUUGUAUUAAUACCUAAAAUAGUAUUUUUAAUUUCAGGAAGGUCAGAUUAUUCAGCGUGCCCCCUUCAACCACUGUAAGUGUUUUAUUGCACAUUAUUUAAACAUGUGUAAUCGAGACGAUUGUCAUCCGAUACAUAUGUAUACAUACAUAUAUAUUAUAACAUCUAGCAUUUAAAUCCCAUUUUUUGGACAUUGAUUUGAACUACAAUAUGUUUUCAGUGUUUUUUUUUGGGUUUCGGGGUGGUUUUUUUGAAAUUUUAAAGUCCUAGGUGAUUUAAGAUUAAAUUAAGGUUAAUAUAUAUGAUAGAUAUAGUUUUUAGAAUAAAAUUACAUCUAUAUAACACCGAAAAUAAGGUCAAAUUGAUAGAAAAACGGCUCUAAUCUACCUUAAUAUAGCAUCAGAUAGAAGAAGCUUAAAAAUCCGUAAAUAAAGAAUAGUAUCAGAUAAACAUAGUUCAUUAACUAUCAAAAAAAACUUACUAUAGCCCAGAAGAAGCUAUGUUUAUAUAGAAAGCCAGUGUAACAUCGUAGAAGUCGCUUUGUCUGUGCGUCGAAGCGAAUUCGGCCGUUUUUUGUUUAAUUAAACUUCUUUUUCGGCUUCUAAUCGCCGAGAUUGACUGUUGGACUUUCUUGACCGGAUAACAUGACGUCGUUACGAUGUAGCCGGAUGUACAUUCUGCAAUUUUUAUCUUUAUUAAUUUUGUUUUUGAGGUAAAAGUGGAGGGAAAUAGAUAUAGAGGUUUGAAUUAAAAAAAGGAGCGGUAGAACUUUGUAAGGGAAACAUAAGUUACAAGGACAUUACUUCAUAAAAUUUAUUUGUCUUCAAUAUCUACAUAUUUGUUACCUUUUUGGCAUUAAUUUAGGUGAGAUGCGACUAAUCUUUCAAAGCGAAUCAUGAAUAAUAUAAAUCUUUUGUCGAUUGAGCGAUUUUCGGCCAAAGCUGGUGUAAUUGGUAUGUUUUUAUUGUGUUUAUUUUCUUUUUAGGUAUCUUUAUAAGAAGAGAAGGUUAAUCAAAACUUAGAAAACCGAUUUUUGUUAAGAAUAUUACAGAACAACUUUUUGUUACCUAAAAUAACAUUUUUGGCGUUAGAACGCCAUUUUAAUCUUCAUGAUUUGUCCUUUCUUCUAAAGAUACCUAAAAACCGAAUGAACACAAUAAAAAACGUACCAAUUAUACCAGCUUUGAUCGAAAAUCGGUCCAUCGACAUUAACAUUUAUGUUAUCCAUGAGUUGUCUUCAAAGAUAGCCGUAUCUCACUUGAAAUAAUGUCAAAAAGGUAACAAAUGGUUUGAUAUUGAAGAUAACUGACUGUUUAACACAAAAACGGCAGUUAUUGACAUCAAUAAAGUUGGGAUAACAAUAAAAAUGCCAGAAAAAAUCUUAUCUAAUUUUCUUUAGCGGGAGUCUCAGAAGAUAGUGACUACACAUCAGACGUCUCAUUCCCGAUCCAUCAUCAGAACAAUCAAUCAGCACAUCAGUGGGGAUCACACCUUCAUCCUCACGCUGGUCCAGCCAAUUCGGGAAUCAUUCAGAAUCCGCCCUUCGAAGAGGAGUUUGAUGCUCAUCCAGAGGACAUUCUAAGCGUCAGUACCAACUUUCAGAACUCGCAGGACUAUCAGGGGGAUAACUACGGAUUGGUGAGUAAAAUAUUGCUCGGUUUAUUGAAAUUUAGUUAAUUUUAGGUAACAAAACUAUUUUUUUUAGGUAUGAAAAGUAUAUUUUUUGGUAUUUUAGGUAUAUAAUAGUCUCUAAAAUUUAAUUUUAGCUCUUAAAGGCUUAAAAAGCACGGUGCACGGCUCAAGGAAUUGAUUAACUAUCAAAAAUACUCGUUAUCUCAUGGUUAACACCGCUCUUUGAAUCUAUUUUUGGCUAAAUUUGUUUGUAUUUUCAGUCCAAUUACUCCGAGCCUUACAAUUACGAGACGGAGCGCUCCAGUCCGCACGGUCUUCGACGCUACAACGACGAGCCGGCUUACGACAACGGGCAGGUGUAUCCGACCGGGUAUUACGAUGCUUACAUGCAUUCCAUACCUGAGGACGAGUACAAACUGGAAGACAAUGAAGGCAAUGUCUACAGUGAGGAUGGUAGAUUGGGUGGGUAAUGUAGGGUUAGAGGGGUAGGGCAGGGCACGGCGGCGUAGGGUAGAAUAUGGUAGUAUGGUAGGGUAUGGUAAGUUUUGUAAGGGGGGGGUAAUGUAAGGUAGGAUAAAAAUGCUAUGAUGGAGUAGAGUAUGUUAAGUUAGAGUACGAUACAAACUACAAAAUUGUCAUUCCAGGUGCAUACCCCACAGCAUCAUCGGUAGAAAGAACCUCGGGCGAAGAGUACAACACCACCCCCUCAUACACAGAUACCUCACUUCACAACCAACCCCGGUCCAACUACACCAAGCCUGAUCGUAUUGUUCCAAAUGGAACAUACGACAUUCAUCAACAAGUGUACAACGAGUACGCUCAGUACAAUGACAGCACGUACAAUGAAGGCACGCCCGAGGAGUACGAUGCUGAACUGGAGGAUAUUGAGCCACAGUACAUGGAUCGCGCACGACGAGGAUUGAGGCGAGUACAAGUGCAGGGAGAGUACGGGUAUGAAGGACAAGGCGAAGCGGGUACGUCCGAGUACGGCAACCAGGAGGAAGGGUACUUGAAGCGACAGUACGACUUUGGCAAUGGCUACGAGGAACGACAGUACGAUUCAGGGAAAGAAUUUGAUACUUCAGGUCGACAGUACGACUCUAAGAACGAGUACGAUACUCGACAGUACGACUCUCAGACAGAGUAUGACGCUACGGUUCCUGACGUUAGCAAUCCAGACUAUGUCGAUGACGCUCAGUAUGGUGCUGUAAAUCCGAAUUAUGAUUCAGGAAAAGAGUACGAUACCGUGAAUCGACAGUACGGCUCACAACAAGGUUAUGAUUCGAAUGAACAGUACGAUUCAGCAAAGGAGUACGAUGCAGUAAACAACCAGUUCAGUGCGGCAAAUGAUCAGUAUGAUGCACUAAAGGACGAGGUGGUUUUAAAUCGACAUUACGACUCUAAAAAUGAGUUUGAAGUAGUGCACCGACAGUACGAUUCUGGAAGUCAGAUCAAUGAUUUUCAUCAACAGUUCGAACCUGAUCAUCCAUAUGAUGUUAAGAGACAGUACGACUCGGAUAGACAGUAUGAUGGCGCAGAACAGUACGAUACUGAGCAUUAUGAACCAGAUGGUCAGUACGAUACUGAUCAGCAUGGUGCUAAUGAAACGAAUGUUCCGUACGAUAAGGAAGGAGAAUUUGGAGAGAAACAACACUACGAUAAUGCACAGUACGAUACUACGCAGUACGAGGAUAAAAUUUACGAUCAAACCCAGUACGAUGCUACACGGUACGACUCAGAACCCUAUCAGUCUCAACCAGAGUACGACGAGAAACCUCAGUACGAUUCGGGGCCGUACAACGAGUACGAACAGUACAACGACGUCAACUACAACAACAAAAACCUUCAGUACGGAAGCGACGAACAAAAGUCGGAGUACGGAUCAGCAAGGUAUCAUAGUCAUGAUGAUCAAACAAGACCAUCGAGUUCGGGAGAGAAGACUGGACUGUCUACACCACUGAAUCCAGUCGAAGUUCAGGACUACAAGGCUCAGCUGGCUGCGGCUGGAAGGAGGUAUGACAGUAAACCUGAAGAGUACGAUAUGGCGACGUUUGUGGAACAUAAUCAAGCUUACUCUGACUUUGAGGAUCGGCCACGGUAAGCUAGGGCGUGGUUGAUAAAAAUUAUUUAAAAAAUUGGCAUUUUUUAAAAAUUUUAAAUUUUCAGUACCUACUCCCAACAAAACACUGACGAAGAGCGUCUAUCCUAUUCUAGUCGACCAUUAAGCCAACAACAUGACCAGAAAGACCACAAAACGGGUAACGGGUUUCUUCCACAGACCCAGGCCAUCAAUGAUGCUAAUGCUUUGGCCGGUAUCUAUGUGGAAGAACAUGAUCAACAAGUGCCUCAACAGUUCACCGAUUUUAACCAUGACAUUGGAGACGGAUUUGGUGAAAAAAGCAUGGAAUUCAAAUCGACUGGUCGAAUUGAUGAAUAUGCAAAGGAGGUUGAUGAAUAUGGCAGAACGAUUGAAAAUCAUGUCGAUGAAUACAAUCGACCGGUGGAGAAUCAUGUGGAUGAGUACGGAAGACCAGUAUCAAGUCAGGUGGAUGAAUACGGAAGACCAUUAGCACCUCAACUGGAUGAAUAUGGCCGACCAGUCCCACCUCAAGUAGACGAAUAUGGUCGACCAGUCAAUAACAAGGUUGAUGAAUACGGUAGACCAAUUCAGAAUCACGUCGAUGAGUACGGUAGGCCAGUAGCCGGGCAUGUAGACGAGGACGGUAACCAAAAAGUGAUCGAUGAAUAUGGCCGACCGGUUGAAAAUCACGUCGAUGAAUAUGGAAGACCAUUACCGUUAUUGGAUGAGUAUGGUCAACCAAUUACUCGACCAGUCGAAGAUGGGUAUCAAACUGAAGGCGAAUAUCGAACUGAUCAGGAAAUGGAACUGUAAGUUAUAUUUUGUCAUUUUCAAAAUUUUUAAUGUUUAAAGCGGCUUUUUUUAAUUAAAAAAUUAUAAAUUUUAAAAUAAUUUUAAAGUGUUUUUUACUUUUGCAGACUGCGGGACAUGUCAUACGAUGAAACAUGUACUUUAAAAAAUUUUUUAAUUUAAUAAAAAAUUUGUAUUUUAAAGGGCACGGCUGUAUUUAAAAUAUUGCUUUGAGUAAAACUAAUGUAAAAUACGACUAUUUAUAGCGAGUUUUGUAGUAAUAUUUCAAUUUCAGAGAACAAAAGCCACCUAGAAACUAUCAUGAACUGUGGAAACGAGCAUAUCAGUACAUGUGUGAACAACAUGGCAUUCAGGUAGAUUUUAAUUUUUAAAAUUUUUCAUUUUUUCAAUAAAAGUGCAAUUUUGCAUAUUUUUUAAAUACAGUAUUAGUACUAAACUUUGUAUUGUACUAAUACUAGUUCUAAAUUUUAUAUUGUACUACUACUAGUUUGAAAUUUCCUAUCUUUGUAGUACUAUUUUAAGUAAACUAUUAGUACUAUAAUAGAUUCAUUAAAGAACCACUACCAAGCUAAACAAAUUACUAGUACUAUCUUUAUUACACUAUUAGUACUGAGUUUAUUAUAGUACUAAGACUAAAAUGAAUUUAGUAUCAGUACUAUACUUGUUACAGUACAAGUACUAAGAUAAAUAAAGUACUAAUAUUUGGUUGAAAGGGUACUAUUUUCAUUACAGUAUUGGUACUAAAUUAUGUGUUUUACAGUACUAGUACUAUAUUAAGUUUAUCGCAAAAAUAUUACUGAAUUGAGUAUAGCUCUAAAAUAGUACUGCAUUGAGUAAAGUACGAAAAUAGUACUGCCCAAACGAAAACUGGUAAAAGAAGUCAAUGACCAAACCCGAGUUGUUAUUAAUCUUUCGGCCCAAAACGGGCCGCUUUUAUUUUAAUUUUGUUUUGUUUUUGGCGAAGCGAAAACAAUGGAAAGAUGUCGGCGUUUACCUGCUUCGUAUCAUCGUUUCUUCAGGCGCAGGUUGGUUGGGCCGUCUUCCGAACCGUUUUUCCUCGUUUUGUGGCGUCUAACUUGGCUACAGGGCUAUGA
Molecule: messenger RNA, 12584 nt
Organism: Bursaphelenchus okinawaensis
Lineage: Eukaryota; Metazoa; Nematoda; Chromadorea; Rhabditida; Aphelenchoididae
Source: the annotation of a GenBank genome assembly